Messenger RNA from Cinclus cinclus, 1893 nucleotides. It is a transcript of the gene SCNN1B, whose product is annotated as sodium channel epithelial 1 subunit beta. Gene Ontology annotation, biological process: sodium ion transmembrane transport. The transcript is spliced from 13 exons. NCBI's taxonomy places the organism in Eukaryota, Metazoa, Chordata, Aves, Passeriformes, Cinclidae. Gene Ontology annotation, cellular component: membrane. Gene Ontology annotation, molecular function: ligand-gated sodium channel activity. The record is from RefSeq and is a predicted model, not a curated record. The coding region runs from base 1 to 1893 and encodes 630 amino acids.
AUGAACCUGAAGAAGUACCUGGUGAGGGCACUGCACCGCCUGCAGAAGGGCCCUGGUUACACCUACAAGGAGCUGCUGGUCUGGUACUGCGACAACACCAACACCCACGGCCCCAAGCGCAUCAUCAAGGAGGGGCCAAAGAAGAAAUUAAUCUGGUUCUUCCUAACGCUGCUCUUUGCAUCCCUGGUGUUCUGGCAGUGGGGGAUCCUCAUCAACACCUACCUCUCCUACAACGUCACCUCGUCUCUCUCCAUUGGCUUUAAGACCAUGAAGUUCCCGGCAGUCACUGUCUGCAAUGCCAACCCUUUCAAGUACUCGGAGGUGAAGCCCCUGCUGAAGGAGCUGGACAGGCUCAUCGAGGCAGCACUGGAGAGAAUCCUGCAGCCAGGGAACAGCAGUGACGACGUGUCCCCACCACUUGACCUGGAGCUCUGGAACCAGAUCCCCCUGGUCCUCAUCGACGAGCACGACAAAGACAAUCCCAUCAUCCUGGACAUCUUUGAGACCAACCACACUGCUGUGGGCACCAACAGCACGUCAGAAGAGAAGAAGUACAAGCUGGCAGUGAAGCUGUGCAGCCACCAGGGCUCUGACAACUGCACGUACAGGAACUUCAGCAGCGCGGCGCAGGCGGUGACCGAGUGGUACAUCCUGCAGUCCACCUCCAUCCUCUCCAAGGUCCCUCUGCACGACAGGAUCAGGAUGGGCUACCAGGCAGAGGACAUGAUCCUGGCCUGUCUCUAUGGGGCUGAACCCUGCAACUACAAGAAUUUCACCCAAAUCUACCACCCAGACCAUGGGAACUGCUACAUCUUUAACUGGGGCAUGGAUGAAGAAGCUCUGAAUUCUUCCAACCCCGGGGCUGAGUUUGGGCUGAAGCUGAUUCUGGACAUCAGCCAGCAGGACUACAUUCCCUACCUGUCCUCUGCUGCUGGGGCCAGGCUCAUGCUGCAUCAACAGAAGAGCUUCCCCUUCCUCAAGGAUCAGGGCAUCUACGCCAUGGCUGGGACAGAAACCUCCAUUGGAGUGCUGGUGGAUGAGCUGGAGCGGAUGGGUUAUCCCUACAGUGACUGCACCAUGAACGGCUCCGAUGUCCCCGUGAGAAACCUCUACAGCCAGUACAACACCUCCUACUCCAUACAGGCUUGCCUGCGCUCCUGUUUCCAAAACCACAUGGUCGAGAUCUGUGGCUGUGGGCACUACAUGUUCCCUUUACCUGAAGGGGUGAAUUACUGCAAUAAUGAGGAUUACCCAGGCUGGGCAUAUUGCUAUUCCUCACUAAGAUCCAGCAUAAAACAGCGUCAGAUCUGCAUUGACUCCUGCAAAGAAACAUGCAAUGACACCCAGUACAAAAUGACCAUCUCCAUGGCAGACUGGCCAUCAGAGGCCUCUGAGGACUGGAUUUUCCAUAUUCUGUCUUACGAAAGGGAUAUGUCAACAAAUGUGACUCUGGACAGGAAUGGGAUCAUCAAGCUGAACAUUUACUUCCAGGAGUACAACUACCGCACCAUCUCGGAGUCAGCUGCCACCACGAUCGUUUGGCUGCUGUCGAGCCUGGGAGGCCAGUUUGGGUUCUGGAUGGGGGGCUCGGUGCUGUGCCUCAUUGAGUUUGGGGAGAUCAUCAUCGACUCGCUGUGGAUCACCGUCAUCAACGUGAUCAGCUGGUGCAAGGGCCUGAAGCAGCGGCGGGCGCGGGCGCGGUACCCGGACGCGCCCCCGACGGUGUCGGAGCUGGUGGAGGCUCACACCAACCUGGGCUUCCAGCCCGAGCCCGGGGGUGCAGGGCCCGGGGCCGAGGCGCUGCCCCCCGAGCCCGGCACGCCCCCCCCCAACUACGACUCCCUGCGCGUGCAGCCCCUGGACCCCCUCGGCCCCGACAGCGACACCGAGUGA